Pungitius pungitius (ninespine stickleback) is the source of this 1686-nucleotide messenger RNA. It is a transcript of the gene ptgis, whose product is annotated as prostaglandin I2 (prostacyclin) synthase. Lineage: Eukaryota; Metazoa; Chordata; Actinopteri; Perciformes; Gasterosteidae. Gene Ontology annotation, molecular function: prostaglandin-I synthase activity; heme binding; monooxygenase activity. The record is from RefSeq and is a predicted model, not a curated record. Gene Ontology annotation, biological process: prostaglandin biosynthetic process. The transcript is spliced from 10 exons. Bases 71 to 1540 code for a protein of 489 amino acids.
CAUAAAGCGGAGUUGCCAGUAGCUAUGGAUUACAUGGUCUGCGGGACAGGACAAAAGACCUCUCUGAAACAUGCUGUGGACAAUAUUCUUACUACUUAGUGGACUGCUCACACUAGUUUUCCUUUACUCCACUCGCACAAGACAGAAUAAUGAGCCUCCUCUGGACCAAGGGUUCCUUCCCUGGUUGGGGCACGCUCUCGAGUUUGGAAAUGAUGCCGCAAAAUUUUUGGCCCGGAUGAAAGACAGACAUGGGGAUAUUUUCACAGUCCGUGUUGCUGGUUUCUACGUGACGGUGCUGUUGGACCCAAACUCUUUUGAUGCCGUGAUGAACGACACGGUCUUCUUGGAUUCCACCAUCGGCAAAAACAAGCUCUUGAAAAAGAUCUUCGGUCUGCAGCUGCCGAGCGUCAGACCUCAAGCGGGGCGCAAGUGGAUGGAACAGCAUUUCCAAGGUGUCAGUCUCUCCAAGCUCAGCGACUCCAUGACUGCUCACCUUCAGAGCCUGCUGCUGAGGAACCAGAGAGAAUUCAACCCCUCCGAGUGGAGGCAGGAUGGACUCUUCGGCCUUUGUUACAGCUUACUCUUCAGGGCCGGGUAUCUCACACUGUUCGAAAGGAGAGACGACGCUUCCGCGGUCUACGAAGAGUUUCGAACGUUCGACCAUCUCCUCGCCAAACUGGCUCGGGGGUCACUCAAGCGAGGGGAAAGCAAGACAGCCGACUCGUGCCGGGCGAGACUGUGGGAGCUGCUGUCCCCAAACUGUCUGAGCGGAGGGUCAGGGUCAAGCUCCUGGCAGCAGAGCUACCGAGGCUUCCUGCAGGAGGAGGGAGUCGAUGGAGAAAUGCAAAAAAGAGCUUUGCUCUUGCAGUUGUGGACCACACAGUGCAACGCCGGACCUGCUGCCUUCUGGCUCCUCGGCUUCCUGCUCACUCACCCCGAGGCCAUGGAGGCCGUUCAAUCCGAGAUCAGAGGCCUGCGGGACACCAACCAGCAGCAUCCCGCCAUCACCCUGCAGGAAGCACACAGCACACCUGUGCUCGACAGCGUUUUGAGCGAGACCCUGCGGCUCACCGCCGCGGUGAUGAUAAACAGAGAGGUGGUGCAGGACAAGACCCUGCUCAUGGCCGGCGGAAAGAAAUACCACCUCAGAAAAGGGGACAGGGUCUGUCUGUUCCCCUACCUCAGCCCUCAGAUGGACCCGCAGAUCCACCAGGAACCACAGAUUUUCAAGUAUGACCGCUUCUUAAAUGACGAUUCCACAGUGAAGGAUGAAUUCUACAAAGAUGGAGAAAAGCUGAAGUACUCCACCAUGCCCUGGGGUGGAGGGAGUAGCACUUGUGUUGGGAAACAGUUUGCUGUUACAGCCAUUAAACAAUUUGUGUUCCUGCUCUUGACCAAUCUUGAUCUGGAGAUGUGUGACCCGAAGGCCAAACUGCCACCAGUUAAUCCCGGCCGCUACGGCUUCGGGAUGCUGCAGCCUGACGGAGAUCUGCAGGUGUCUUUCAGGCUCAAGAGGACACUGCAUGAAAUGUGUGAAUAAUUUGAUUAACUGUACAUAAAAAAAAAAAAAAAUGUUUAUCGAUAAAGCGUUCGUUUUGUGUACUGUUUACUAUUUUAUAUUGAGAGUGAAUAUAUAUAUGUAUCAUAUUUAACUUGUUUGUUAUUAAUAUUUUCAAUAAAGAAUAA